This is a messenger RNA of Pangasianodon hypophthalmus (striped catfish), 7173 nucleotides long. It is a transcript of the gene sgsm1b, whose product is annotated as small G protein signaling modulator 1b. Lineage: Eukaryota; Metazoa; Chordata; Actinopteri; Siluriformes; Pangasiidae. The record is from RefSeq and is a predicted model, not a curated record. The transcript has 25 exons. Bases 304 to 5469 code for a protein of 1721 amino acids. Gene Ontology annotation, molecular function: GTPase activator activity. Gene Ontology annotation, biological process: activation of GTPase activity.
GCCAUCAACAUGACCCAGUCGUAGAUGUGUUCCCGGUGUGAUCUUGCUGAUAUUACCGGGCUGCUAAGUGUGCGGAAAGGAGGAUGCUGGUGCGGAGAUUUUGUAUGUAACGAAUCCGGAUUGCGUCGGUGCCACACCCCGGGCGCGCGCGGCACUGACUCACGCGCUCGCCGUGACCGUUUCACGGUGACCGACAGGAUCCUGCGCACAUUUCCGUACGUCCGUGAUCUCAGGAAGAAGAAGAAGAAGGAGGAGGAGAAGAAGAAGGCUGCCAUCAACAAGAACUGAUCAUAUAGAGCAAAAAUGGGAGAGGCGGAGACGCGUCAGCGGUUACUGCGCAGCGUGAAAAAGGAGGUGAAGCAAAUUAUGGAGGAGGCUGUAACUCGGAAAUUUGUACACGAGGAGAGCAGCCACAUCAUUUCUUUCUGUGCUGUUGUGGAAGCUUGCGUGUUGCACGGCCUGAAGAGGCGUGCUGCCGGCUUCCUGCGCACUAACAAGUUGGCAGCACUCUUCCUGAAGGUGGGGAAAAUCUUUACACCAGCUGAAGAUCUGUGCAAGAAGGUGCAGGAGCUGGAACAGCUCAUCGAAAACAAUUCUAGACAGAACCAAUCUCAGACGAGUCAAGAUGGUAUCCGUAAGCAGUCACGGAUUCCCAGCCUCUCCCCCCAAGCCAUCAAACAUCUGUGGAUCCGUACAGCGCUGACGGAGAAAGUGCUUGACAAGAUUGUUCUAUACUUGGUGGAGAACAGCAGCAAAUUCUAUGAGAGAGAAGCUUUGUUGAGGGAUCCUGUUGAUGGACCAAUCCUUGCGUCACUACUGGUUGGUCCCUGCGCUCUGGAGUACACUAAAGCAAAGACAGCUAACCACUUUUGGACAGAUCCUUCGGCUGACGAGCUGGUGCAGAGACACCGUAUUCAUAGUGGCCACUGCCGCCAGGACUCGCCCACCAAGCGCCCUGCUCUUAUCCAGAAAAGGCAGUCAAGUGGUAGUAUGGAUGACAGGCCCUCGCUGUGGGCUCGGGACUAUGUGGAAUCUCUCCAUCAGAACUCAAGAGCCACACUGCUGUUUGGCAAGAACAAUGUUCUAGUCCAGCCAACAGAUGACAUGGAAGCGAUCCCAGGAUACCUAUCUCUCCAUCAGACUGCAGAGCUAAUGACGUUGAAGUGGACACCAAACCAGCUGAUGAAUGGCAACAUGGGAGAGUUUGAUUAUGAAAAAAGUGUGUAUUGGGAUUACGCAAUGACCAUUCGUCUAGAGGAAAUUGUCUAUUUGCAUUGCCAUCAACAAGUGGACAGUGGCGGCACUGUGGUGUUGGUGAGCCAGGAUGGGAUCCAGAGGCCUCCAUUCCGUUUUCCAAAAGGAGGCCAUCUGCUGCAGUUCCUCACAUGUCUUGAGACAGGACUCCUUCCACACGGCCAGCUUGAUCCUCCUCUCUGGUCCCAGCGGGGAAAGGGAAAGGUUUUCCCAAAAUUACGGAAAAGAAGCCCGCACAGCUCCUGCGAGUCAUUUUCUGACAAGGAUGAAGAUGAAGCAACAGAUUAUGUGUUUCGGAUAAUAUAUCCAGGCAGUCAGGAGUUUGUUGGCCCAGAGCUGAUGGACCAGAGUAUGACCAUGUGGCAGCCUGCUCCAAGGAAGUCUUCUUGUUCCUCUUGCUCUCAGAAUGGUUCUUCUGAGAGUGGACUUCCCAAUGGAUGCAAUCAUGACAGGGCUCCGCUGAAAUUACUUUGUGAGACCAUGAAGUACCAGAUCAUUUCUCGUGCCUUCUAUGGCUGGUUGGCCUACUGCCGUCACCUGUCCACAGUCCGCACACAUCUUUCUGCUCUGGUCAAUCCCACUAUCAUUGAGCCUGACAUUCCCUAUGAUGCCAAAGGAGGGCUCUCUGCAGAAGUGUGGAAGACAUUUCUUCAAGAUAGUUCUGCAUAUGAAGAGGCAGAACUCCUCCGGCUUGUGUACUAUGGUGGUGUAGACCCCACCCUGCGUAAGGAGGUAUGGCCUUUCUUGCUAGGCCACUACCACUUCACUAUGACUCCUGAUGAGAGAAAGGAGGUGGAUGAGCAGGUUCGGGCCUGUUAUGAGCAAACCAUGAGUGAGUGGCUGGGAUGUGAGGCCAUAGUGAGGCAGCGUGAGAAGGAGCAACAUGCUGCUGCCCUAGCCAAGUGUGCUUCUGGAGCAAGUGUGGAUCUACGACAGGACUCCACUAUUAGCACUGAUUCAUCCCAGAGCUGCAGUUCAGAGAAACAGAGCAAUGCCUGUUCCCAGUGUGACUCCAACAGUAGCACUCAGGUGUUUGGGUCUGUCGAUGAGGUUGACCCAAUCGAAUCUGAACCUAAACCGAAAGAUGAGAAGCCCCAGCCCAAAAUUCCAAAUGGUACUCUUCCCAACUGCACUAGUUCUCCAGACUCUGGACAUCCAUCCUCUCGUAACUUCUCUGUCACAUCUGGACUCUCAGAUUGCUCCCCAAGCACAGAGGAUGCUUCAACACAAGAGAAUGGAACCAAAAUCAAACUACCAGAGCCAUCAGCAGUGGCCUCUGAGGUUACUGUAGACCUUCCAACCAACUCUAGCCUUGAAGACAAGCUCAAAGAAGAACCAGCAGAACAGAGCUCACAGGCUCUGGGCACAGGGAAGGGGGAUCUCAUCAAAUCACCUACAGGAGCGCUCCCUCCAGAAGAUGAGACAAUCAAACUGCAGGAAGAUGAGAAAGUAGAAAAUUCAGGUGCCAAAGAAGUUAGCAGGACUGACACAGUCAAGUCCGUGGAUCCUCAAUGGGAUUUAAAUGAAAAAUCUGAGUUGAAUUUUUCUGAAACAGUAGAAAGCACAAUUUCUGAUCCUUCCGAAGAGAAGGCAAAACCUUCAGAUAGCAAUGCGAAAAGCAAGCAAAUACUUCAAUCAUCAGAGACUACUGCUGAAGAGAUCACUAAAUCCGUAGAGGGGAUUAGGAACUCACAAGUGGUGGUAGAAACUCAGAUAAACAUGGAGUUUAAUGAUGAUAGGGACAAAACUGAGAAGAAUAUUGCUUUGGUAAUGCAAGUAAACAAAGAAACACCUACCACGUGUGAUCCUCCCAGAGCACUGACUAAAGAGGGUUCUGUGGAAGAAGCAAAAACCACAGAUACAAGGCCACCUGCAAAUGCUGAAGAACUCACAAAGUCACAGAUGAGCAGUGUCCCUCACAUGGAGCCUUUGGAAAAACAAACACAGCCUCCUCAGCCUCUUUCUGAAUCAAAGAUGACCAAUGACCCUCACAUGGAUCCUUCAGAAAAAGAAACAAAGUCUCCUCAACCUCUUUCUGAAACAGAGAUGACCUAUGACCAUCACUUGGAUCCUUUGGAUAAAGAAACAAAGUCUCCUCAACCUCUUUCAGAAGCAGAGAUGACACAUGACCCUUACUUGGAUUCUUUGGAAAAAGAAGCAAAGUCUCCUCAACCUCAUUCUGGCUCAGAGAUCACCAAUGGCUCUCACUUGGAGCUCUGGGAAGAAGAAACAAAGCCUCCUCAACCUCUUUCUGAUUCAGAGAUGACCAGUGCCCCUGACAUGGAGCCUUUGGAAAAAGAAACAAUGCUUCUUCAACCUCUUUCUGAAACAGAGAUGACCAGUGCCCCUCACAUGGAGCCUACGGAAAAAGAAAUGAAGCCUCCUCAGCCUCUUCCUGAAUCAGAGGUGACCAGUGCCCCUGACAUGGAGCCUUCAGAAAAAGAAAUGAAACCUCCUCAACCUCUUUCUGAAUUAGACAUGUCCAGUGCCCCUGAUAUGGAGGCUUUGGAAAAAGAAAUGAAGCCUCCUCAACCUCUUUCUGAAUUAGACAUGUCCAGUGCCCCUGAUAUGGAGGCUUUGGAAAAAGAAACGAAGCUUCCUCAGCCUCUUUCUGAAUCAGAGAUGACCAGUGACUCCCACAUGGAGCCUUUGGAAAAAGAAAUAAAGCCUCCUCAACCACUUUCUGAUUCAGAGAUGACCAGUGCCCCUGAUAUGGAGCCUACGGAAAAAGAAAUGAAGCCUUGUCAACCUCUUUCUGAAAUGGAAAUGACCAGUGCCCCUGAUAUGGAGCCUACGGAAAAAGAAAUGAAGCCUUGUCAACCUCUUUCUGAAACAGAGAUGACCAGUGACUCCCACAUGGAGCCUUUGGAAAAAGAAACAAAGCUUCCUCAACCUCUUUCUGAAACAGAGAUGACCAGUGCCCCUGACAUGGAGCCUACAGAAAAAGAAAUAAAGCCUCCUCAACCCCUUUCUGAAUCAGAGACGACUAGCAACUCUCACAUGGAGCCUUCUGAAAAAGAAACAAAGCCUCCUGAACCUCUCUCUGAGUUAGUAAUGAACAAUCCAUCUAAUGCUGACAAGCCAGAUAUGAAAAUUAUAAUGAACUGGGCCUAUGAUUCCAACAGAACCAAGGCACUAAUGAAACAAAUGAAUGAACCUCUGCUUGAAGGCUGUAUUUCCAUUAUGUCUUUAUCGAAACAAUCUCCAGAUACAUCUGAUGACUCGCCAUCUGCCCUGGAAAUGGAGGAAAUCCCAGCUGCUUUGGUUUAUAUGCCUUCAGAGGAUAUCUUGGCCAAUGUUCCUGUUACACUGGGUCCUCCUUUGGCUCUGACGAUGCCACCAGAGAAGGCUGCAGUAGGUAUGCCUGCUCUGGAGCUGUGCAUGGAGGCAGGUCAGAACACCAGCCCAGAUGCCACUGAAUCAGCCCUGUCUGAGGAAGAGCCAGAGAUGGAGAGUCUGUUCCCCAAACCAGACUCUCUAGCUGUUGGAGACCAUAAAAAUGAUGUUGCAUCUCCAGUGUCCUCUAUUGGAACUACUUACUCUCAAGAGCUGCUAGACUUGUACACCCUCAAUAUUCACCGUAUUGACAAAGACGUCCAAAGAUGCGAUAGAAACUACUGGUACUUUACUACUGCCAACCUGGAGAAGCUACGCAACAUCAUGUGCAGCUAUGUUUGGCAGCAUCUAGAUAUCGGCUAUGUACAGGGAAUGUGUGACUUGCUUGCGCCUCUGCUUGUUAUUCUUGAUGAUGAGGCCAUGGCAUUUAGCUGUUUUACAGAGCUCAUGAAAAGAAUGAAUCAGAACUUUCCUCAUGGCGGAGCAAUGGACACCCACUUUGCCAACAUGCGUUCCCUUAUUCAGAUUCUUGACUCUGAGCUUUUUGAGCUGAUGCAACAGAAUGGAGACUACACCCACUUCUACUUCUGUUACCGAUGGUUCCUCUUAGACUUUAAAAGAGAAAUGGUGUAUGAUGACGUGUUCUCCGUAUGGGAGACCAUCUGGGCGGCCCGUACUAUCUCCUCUGGCCAUUUUGUGCUGUUUAUUGCCUUGGCACUGGUUGAGUUAUACAGGGACAUCAUUUUGGAGAACAACAUGGACUUCACUGACAUCAUCAAGUUCUUCAAUGAAAUGGCUGAGCGGCAUGAUGUCCCACAGCUUCUGGUGAUGGCCCGAGACUUGGUUCACAAGGUCCAGAUCCUCAUAGAGAACAAAUGAUAGCCUUUCACCAUUUGUUCUCCACUGUCUAAUCAAAAGACCACUUGAGUGAUUUUUUUUUCUUUUUCAAAUUAUAUAUUUAGGUCCAGGUCAGGGGUUGGACAAAUAUCCUUUCUAAUGUUAUUUAAUUUGCUUGAGAGCAAUAAAACCCAAUGACAAAUUACACACUGGAAAAGAAAUUUAAAAAAUAUCCACGGUAGAUUACAGUCUUCUGCAGAUAAAUCUUAGUUACAUGAUUCUAAAAGACCCCAACUAUAAAGAAAUAUAGUGCUUUCCAGCCUUGAUCAUGGAAUACCCGAGCCCUGCAGUUGAGGGUUUUUCCUACUCCAAUUUACCCAUAUUGCAUCAGGAAGGUCCUUUUAAUUAUCUGAUUAGUUGGAUAAGGUGUGUUCAAGCAGGGUAAAAACACAAUGUUCAUGGCAGGGGCACCCCAGGAAGAUAGCCGGGAACCACGGGUACCUUAAAAAUGAUGAUUCUAUGCUAGUGAUCAGAAGGUUGAGCAUCCAAAUCUCAUGGAGUUAUUAUUUGGCCCUUGAGCAAGGUUCUUAACCUUGGACUACUCCGCUAUAUGUCUGAAUUGAAAUAUGCCUUUUUUGAUUAAAACUUUUUGUCAGAUGAAUACAUAUUAAUGGCGGGAGAAACCUAAAUGAUGGCAUUACCAAUAGAGAUUCCUUGAAAAGCACAAGAUAUUUGUCUUUUUGUCUGUAAUUAAGAAACACAUCUAUCAAGAGGGGUGCUCGCUGUUAACAGCACUUGCCAGAUUUGUUGAGUAUUGCUUAUCUGUCAUGACCACUCCAUUUUUGCACGGAAAACCCUCAGUCUGUGUCGGCACACCCUUCUGUUUUCAGGUAUUAUCAAAUUUGUAUUACAGAUGAGAACAAGUGAUUUUUUUUUUGUAAUUACCAGUUAAGCUUUCUAGGGUGACUUUGUCACUCAGUGACAUGUUGAGCUGCUACACAAUUAUGUACCUCACCUGAACCAAUCUUACUCUAAUACAAUCAUAAAUAUACUAUAAUCUUGGAGAUGUGUUUAUUUUUGAGCAGUCUUUUUGCCUUAAGUUCCUUUCUUUAGGGACACAUUCAGCGAAUUUGUUUAUGCUCAGUGAGUGAGUGCAGAUUAAAAAAAAAUCUAAUUAUUAUGUCUGUACAUCAAUAUGUUGAUUCAUUCACUACAGUAGUUGGCAUAUAUAACAUUUACAUAGCGAGUGUGUGAAUGUGUGUGUGUGUGUGAGAAUAUGUGUGUGUAUGAUCUGAACUACCAGCAACCAAACUUUUGUCUCAUAAUUUUAGCCAAUGGAUUCAUUGUGGUUGUAGGGCUCAGCUAAGACCUUGUAUUUCAGACCAGUUGUUUCAAGUGCCAGUGUUAUUAACACUAACCUUCACCCACAUGCCAUUUCCAUUAAUAUAUGUGUAUUGCCAUUUCUGAAAUGCUCUGUGUAUAUUAGAAAUUAUAAAAUGAUAAAUUACAGUAUAAAAAUAUUAUAUAUGAAACUGAAAUUAUUUGUCAGUUGUAAAAAAAAAAGAAAAAAGUGCUGUAUUCAAAUCAUGAAAGUGAUAAUUUAUUUAAGAGAAGAGAAAAAUACUAUAUGUUAAAAAAUACUAUAUGCUUAUAUAUUUUUAUUGUAAUCAGUGUGACUAUAUAGUAUAUUGUCAGAAUGUUCUGGUGCUGUAUUGUAAAAUGGAAUAAAUGUGGACCGUCACGAAA